AUGGCUUCUGUCUCUAGCACUCCUUUCGCCGAUCCUCUGUGGUUGAAUCGCAGCUUCAGUCCAUAUUAUACGGAUUCUCACCGUCGACUUCAAAAAGAAGCACGCGAGUAUGUCGAUACGCAUAUUUCACCAUUCUGCGAGGAAUGGGAGAAACAAGGUGCUGUUCCGCAAGAAGUUCACAGGCGACACGCAGAGCUUGGAUACACCGCCGUCAGCGUGUUCCCACUGGCAGCGGACCAUCUGAGCGGCCAGCGUCUACCCGGAGACGUUGACCCAAAAGACUGGGAUGAGUUCCACGAUAUUGUCGUCAUCGAUGAGCUUGCCCGGUGCGGAUAUCUCGGGAUCAUCUGGGCGUUAGGCUGCGGUAACUCCAUCGGAGGGCCGCCAGUGAUCAACUUCGGAAACGACGAACAAAAACGACGAUUCCUCCCUGAUAUGCUGAGGGGAAAUAUUCGAUUUUGCUUGGGGGUGACAGAGCCGGAUGCUGGGUCUGACGUCGCCGGAAUCACCACCACGGCCGAGAGAAGUGGAGACGUCUAUAUCGUCAACGGAGCCAAGAAAUGGAUCACCAACGGUAUCUUCGCGGAUUAUUGCACUGCAGCCGUGAGAACAGGAGGCGAAGGAACUCAAGGCAUCUCCGCCCUGAUCAUCCCACUCAAGGCUCCCGGCGUGACAUGCAAGAAGAUCGAAAACUCCGGAGUCCACGCAAGCGGAUCCACGUACAUUGAGUUUGAUCAGGUCGAAGUCCCUGCGGCCAACCUGCUUGGCGUGGAGAAUAAGGGAUUCUCCGUCAUCAUGAAUAACUUCAAUCACGAGCGACUCUGGCUUGCAUGCACGUCACUUCGCAUGGCGCGAGUCUGCGCCGAAGACGCGUAUGAACACGCCAUCAAGCGUGAAACUUUCGGAAAGAAGCUCAUUGAGAACCAAGUAAUUCGCGCGAAGUUCAGUGCGAUGGCUCGGAGCUUGGACUCAACAUAUGCCUGGAUGGAGCAGUUGGUUUAUAUUUCCCAAGUAGCCAAGAGGCAGGGUGUUGACGCUUCCAUGGGCGGGCUUUUCGCAAACUUGAAGGUUUUGGCUGGUCAAACUCUAGAGAAGGUAAAUAGAGAGGCCCAGCAAGUUAUGGGGGGUCUUGGAUACUCGAAGAAUGGCCGUGGGGCGCGCAUUGAGCAGGUUAGUCGCGAUGUUCGGGUUAUGGUGGUGGGAGGUGGGAGUGAGGAGAUUCUCUCGGAGCUGGCGGUCAAUCAGGAGAUAAAGAGUAUGAAGAAGAUGAGCAAAUUGUAG
Molecule: messenger RNA, 1281 nt
Organism: Penicillium olsonii
Lineage: Eukaryota; Fungi; Ascomycota; Eurotiomycetes; Eurotiales; Aspergillaceae
Source: the annotation of a GenBank genome assembly